Annulohypoxylon truncatum is the source of this 1484-nucleotide messenger RNA. RefSeq lists its product as uncharacterized. Lineage: Eukaryota; Fungi; Ascomycota; Sordariomycetes; Xylariales; Hypoxylaceae. The record is from RefSeq and is a predicted model, not a curated record. The transcript is spliced from 5 exons. Bases 209 to 1144 code for a protein of 311 amino acids.
GUAACACAAUUAAAGGUGCCCCGUGCCCCUCCUAAUUUAUUAACCAGGUACUUUAUUUCUCAACGCCCCGACGCGGUUGCGUUCUGUUGGCGUUUGUCGCUUGAACAUCAUUCUAGUAAACCCACAAUUAUUACUUCUCGCCCACUUCGUUACAUAAAACCCAACUGAAUGGAACUAAAGAAUCUGUCUAGGAUUUACUUUUCUCGUCAUGGCAAUCCUGGAGGAGCUCCCCGGUAUAGAAAUCACCGUGGUAGUCGCAGGACGCGAUGCUAUUGAGUACGAUGAUCCCGACGCGUCGGAACAUUCGAUUAGAGAGGCAGAAUGCCCUACUUCCACAAAAUACAUCGAAUGCGUCAAUGAUGCUAAUUUCGGUGUUAAGUAUCGCCUUACCAAAGAUUACGAUUGGACCUAUAAAAACCAUUGCCUUCAUUUUUCUCUCGCGGCUGAUGGGACUCGUCUUCGGGGUACCGUGAUCACCAAAGACGACUUUACCAAUGGUGAGGAUGUAACUGAAAUCUACAGUAAACGGUCGUAUAACAACAUAACACGGCGAUGGGAGGCUCAGAAAUUCAAGUUCGCCGCCGUUACAACAGUUGACGACGUGUCGAAGGAUCGCAUCAAAAGUGAUAUGAAAGUUGCCAAGAAUCUUGGAACUAUCGAGCUCAAAGUCUAUCGGUGCCGACACAAAGGGUAUAGUCUCAGCACACACGAUCAUCACAAAGCCGGCAACUCUUCUGGAUAUGAAUUAUCCGAAAAGAGUCUCAAGGGUAAAGCGAUAUCGCAUGGGACGUCCUUUUCAACACCGGAGAAAACCUAUACUCCUAGAUUCGUUGACGUGCAGGACCUCGACGAUGGGCCGGUCGCAGUGUUUCGGUUCAAUUACAGAUCAAGAGAUGCUCUUAAACGUGAGAUGAUUAUUCCUCGAUCCCCAUCUCCGAACAUUGCCCGAAUGUCGCGUGCGGAAUUGGAAAAGCUGGCCCAAGAGCGACUCGAACAGCUGCAGGAGGGUAACGAUGUGAAGGAAGAGCGCAAGCCUAUCAUCAAGCGAGAAUUAAAACGAAAGGCAGAAGAAGUUAUCGACUUGAGCGACGACAAUCCACGACCUGCGCGCUCCCCUGUAUUUGUCGAUCUGACAGACGACUAGGGCUUUAACUUGGGGCAUUGAAUUUAUUACGUAGUACGCUAAUGGGUGGACAGGCUGACAGGCUAUCAUGGAUGGGGUUCCGGUUGCUUUUGCUACCUACUACCUAGGUAGAUUAUGCCGACACCUAGGUAGGUAUGUACAUUAGGUAGCUAAUGAUAAGUAGGUGGUCCGCCUACAAAUGGAAGCUAUGGGGUAUAAUGGCUGCAGUACAAUGUCCUCCAAUGCGGGAGUUUCCGAUUUCUCAUAAGAAAUCGCCAGAGUUUACCAACUUCAGAGGGUAACCAUAAGUGGUAACUCUUAUAUUAUACCUAGUAUCGUGUGUAGGUACCGUAGUUGUAAU